Molecule: messenger RNA, 807 nt
Organism: Dermacentor albipictus
Lineage: Eukaryota; Metazoa; Arthropoda; Arachnida; Ixodida; Ixodidae
Source: RefSeq, a predicted model, not a curated record
AUGCUGGUCCCUGAUGUGGCCGCGGAUCCCUACGUGGGAAGUCCAUCGUUGUUCAGCGAAGUGCAGCGCAGCAACCAUCUUCGGUCCCCUCCAUACGCCUUCACGCUGUUCACACGGGAGAAGAGGCGAUUGGUGGCCGCCAAGAGUCCGAACGAAAACGAACUGCCCGCAAGCAGCCACGUAGGCAAGGUGUGGCAUUCUCUCUACGCCGCCAACAAGGGGCCCUACAAGCGCAAGGUAGACGAAGCUACCGCCGUCCACCGAAGGAAGUACGUGGACUACGUAUACAAUCCGCGUGAUGUCCGCCGGCGGAAGCAGCAGGAUCGUAAUCCCAAGGAGGUUACCAGCAAGCUCGAGAAUGGCAGUUACGGGGACCAGGAGGAGCAGCCGAGCACUACCUCGGCCACGGCCCAGGGUGGAGGAACCUCGGAGUUCCAACAGCAACAACAUCACGCAUCAUCGCCGCCGUCGCAAACGAACAAACCCCGUGCAACCAAUGCUGCUUGGAACAGAACUCGGGGCAACUUGGGUAAGGCAACUAUAGCCACUACCCCGGCCAUGGCUUCAGCCCGCUCGGCUGCGCGGCCCUAUAGCGAGCAGCGUUUCUCAAGUUCUCUGCCACGGUUACUGCGCAUUGCCAACAAAGGAAACACCGUGGCUGCGGCCGUUCUUUCUGCCAGGAGGCGGCCCAAAGCUGUCCUCUUCGACAAGGUCGCCGUAUGCGAAUUUGCCCGGAUGCAGGGCUUUGCCACCUUGCCCAAGGAGAGGGCUAUUACUCUUGGAUUAGAAUUCAAGGAUAGUGUGUAA